AGAGGUUGCGCGUUUUAUCGCCUAUCUAACACGUCAAGCUUGUGUAAUCGCAAAUCGCAGAUCGUAGAACAAGUUAUUUAAAUACAUAAUAGAAACAUGGCGCUCUGCUAUAUGAGGUUGUUCUCUCGACGAUGCAUCGAUCCCUCUGUUUAUCGAAACUUGUACACCUGCAGCCCGAAGCUUGUUGCUGCUUCGAUGCCAAAACUCGCGACCGGAAGCGCGAUUUGCGAAACUCACGAUGAAAAGAAUCUCCGGCUCAAGAGACCAAUGUCGCCGCAUUUAAGUAUUUAUCAAAUUCAAUUAACGUCAGUUUUAUCGAUUACGCAUCGUGGAACGGGCAUGAUAUUGUCCACCUAUGCCAUGGUCCUCGGUUUGGGAACGUUAUUGAUCCCCGGAGGGAUUCCUUGCCUCAUAGAAAUGAUUACGGACUUAAAUUUAGCCACCCCUGUUCUUUUCGCGAUGAAAACUGCGCUAGCUCUGCCAGCCGUGUAUCACACGUUCAACGGAUUCCGUCACUUGGCUUGGGACCUCGGAGCGUUUCUCACGAUCAAGGAAGUUUAUAGCACCGGUUAUGUCGUACUUAUUUUAUCGUCCAUCGCUGCCCUUGCGCUUGCUGCCAUGUAAAACGAGAUGACAUCUACCAAAAAUUAAUCGUACGACCAACAGAUCGGUUACACCGGCUACUUUACAAAUUAUAGUCGGUUCAAAAUAAAAAAACGGAGCCAGAUCUUCACGAUGGAUAUGUAAAUGUGGAACGAUAGAGUACGUAGAAUUGAUUGAAAAUUUUGUCACGUGUCGAUACCUAAUAAAUAUAGUUGUACAAAAUUUUCAAUGGGAUAAAUCGCUGGCCCCAUGGGAUAUUUGUCUUGUACGGCUGUAAGAAGUAACACAUCGUCCAUGAGAUCCAGUUACUUCUCAUUCAACUUUUAUUUAUACAGUUUACACAUACGUUAUCGCUUAUUUUCUUAAUAAGAGAAUCGAUUGAUACGCUUUGGUAGGUACAUCGUAAAAAGACAAAUAAAAACGAUAUCGAUAAUGGAA
Molecule: messenger RNA, 1041 nt
Organism: Ceratina calcarata
Lineage: Eukaryota; Metazoa; Arthropoda; Insecta; Hymenoptera; Apidae
Product: succinate dehydrogenase cytochrome b560 subunit, mitochondrial
Exons: 5
Coding region: 97-624 (175 amino acids)
Biological process (GO): tricarboxylic acid cycle; mitochondrial electron transport, succinate to ubiquinone
Cellular component (GO): respiratory chain complex II (succinate dehydrogenase); membrane
Molecular function (GO): electron transfer activity
Source: RefSeq, a predicted model, not a curated record